AUGUACUCGUACAAAAAGUUCAUUGCAUUCAUGUUGUUGUGUAUAUUGCACAUUCUGGCAAGCAAUAUAAACAAUUAUGGUCCAUUCAAACUAAACGUAACAAGCUUAGUAACUUGUAAAGGACCGAAACGCAAGGACUGUACCGAAGUGACAACAUGGAUUCUAGACGGAACUAGCAUAUUUUAUGAUUUAAUAGCAAAAGAAGAUGUAAUGCCCACUAAGGUCAAGAUGGUGGUCAUUUCGAACGGAAAACCUCUAGUAAGGCUUCAGAUGAAGAAACCUUGCGAUCAUCUAUUUCUAAAGCCUUUGUUCGUGUCACUAUUAAAUGCCACAAAGGAUUGUGUUAUUCUAAAAGGACACUACAAAAUUAAUUUAGAUAUACAAAAUACGGCACAGAAAUACUAUGGAGGCAUGUUUUUAUAUGGAAACCUAACGUUCAAAGCGAUUUUCUACAGCGACAAUUGUAACUUUUCAUGCGUUCUUAUGUCAACCACAUUGACUCCGAGAAAUAGUACCUCUUAG
Molecule: messenger RNA, 522 nt
Organism: Parnassius mnemosyne (clouded apollo)
Lineage: Eukaryota; Metazoa; Arthropoda; Insecta; Lepidoptera; Papilionidae
Source: the annotation of a GenBank genome assembly